Molecule: messenger RNA, 1668 nt
Organism: Corticium candelabrum
Lineage: Eukaryota; Metazoa; Porifera; Homoscleromorpha; Homosclerophorida; Plakinidae
Product: tryptophan 5-hydroxylase 2-like
Exons: 14
Coding region: 309-1502 (397 amino acids)
Biological process (GO): aromatic amino acid metabolic process
Molecular function (GO): oxidoreductase activity, acting on paired donors, with incorporation or reduction of molecular oxygen, reduced pteridine as one donor, and incorporation of one atom of oxygen; iron ion binding
Source: RefSeq, a predicted model, not a curated record
CCUAAUUUGUUGUAUCGGGCAUGAUUAUGGCAUGCUGUCGCUUUUGAUUGUUUUCAUCGCAUUUAGAUGUGACUCUUGAUGUUGCAUGUCUCCUUUGAGGUUCUUAGUGUGAGCAGGUCUCUACUUUACCACUGGAACUAACGAUCAAGGUUUGAGCGGUUGAGGACGACGAAGAAUCGACACAUAGGAGCGCUUUCAAGAGUUGACGAGUCUAUGUACAACCCAUAACAGUUUCUGAGAAUGCAUCGCGUCGAGUUUGGAACAUGAAGACCGUUUUCAAUAACAACUUUUAGCAACGCAGAGAGCACAUGUUUUCUGUGAACAUCACACAUAUUGAAUCUCGGCCAUCUAAAACUGUCAAUGAACAAUAUGACUUGUAUGUUGACUGUUUGCAUUGCGAAGACCGAAAUCUGGCAAGUCUUCUUGAGGAGUUGCGAAAGAGAUCUGUAACUGUGCAAGUGUUAUCCCCGCCUUCAAGCAAGGCAGAUGAUGUUCCGUGGUUUCCUCGCAAAUGCUCAGACUUGGACAUCGUUGCCAACGACAUUAUUGGUUAUGGUGGUGGAUUGGAUGCAGAUCACCCGGGAUUUAAAGACACGGAGUAUCGAGCAAGACGUCAGCACUUUGCUGAUGUUGGCUUGAAAUACAGACAUGGUCAUCCAAUUCCAAGGGUUGAGUAUAAUGAAGAAGAGACACGGACCUGGGGGACAGUCUUUCGUGAACUCACAAAGCUGUAUCCCACACAUGCGUGCAAAGAAUAUAACCAACUAUUUCCUUUGCUAAUAGAAAACUGUGGCUACAGAGAAAACAACGUUCCUCAAUUAGAGGAUGUAUCCAACUUUUUGAGAAGCAGAACUGGUUUCCGUCUGCGUCCAGUUGCUGGCUAUUUGUCAUCACGUAACUUCCUUGCUGGUCUUGCCUUUCGAAUCUUCCACUCAACUCAGUACAUUCGUCAUGGAUCUCAACCAUUGUACACACCAGAACCGGAUGUGUGUCAUGAAUUGCUAGGUCAUGCAGCGUUGUUUGCAGAUCCCAUGUUUGCCCAAUUUUCACAGGAGAUUGGCCUUGCAUCAUUGGGAGUAUCUGAAGAACACAUUAAGAGACUAGCUGCUUGUUACUUUUUUACUGUGGAGUUUGGAUUGUGUUGGCAAAAUGGAAAAAUGAGGGCUUAUGGUGCUGGAUUGCUCUCUUCAUUUGGAGAACUGAAGCACGCAAUCGAGGGUGAACCCGAACGUCACCCAUUUGAUCCAGUCAAGACUGGCGAGCAGUCAUGCCCCAUCACCGAAUACCAGCCAGUAUAUUUCUACACAGAAUCAUUUGAAGAUGCGAUUCAAAAAAUGAGAGCCUACACAGCCACCAUUCCUCGUCCGUUUGCCGUCCGUUACAAUCCAUACACUGAGAGCAUCGAAUUGCUUGAUAAUGUGGAUAAGCUCAAGUCGAUGGCAGCAGACAUGAAAGCAGAUGUGACUCGUUUCUGUCAAGCUCUGGACAAGUUGAACAAUUAAGUAUAGAAUUAAGGCGGAUUGUUUGGUUGGUGCAUGAUAGACAGUGCUAUGAAAAUUAAAGCAGCUAGAUAGAUGAUGUGUUUGUUUGAGAGAGACAGUUAGGCACACUGUUGUGUGUCAAUUAGUAACAGUGAAAGACAAUGUGAUGAGUGACUGUUUGAAGCUA